Molecule: messenger RNA, 264 nt
Organism: Bipolaris zeicola 26-R-13
Lineage: Eukaryota; Fungi; Ascomycota; Dothideomycetes; Pleosporales; Pleosporaceae
Exons: 1
Molecular function (GO): endonuclease activity
Source: RefSeq, a predicted model, not a curated record
UUCAUAGGUUUUACAGAGGGAGAUGGUUCUUUUAUUGUAUCUAAGGAUAAAAUCUAUUUUGAUAUAACUCAAAGUAUUUCGGAUAUACAAGUUCUUUAUUAUAUAAAAAAAGAACUAGGAUUUGGUAAAAUUUUAAUGAGGAAGGAGGGAAAUAGAAAUGUAGGAGUUUUUUAUGUUUCUUCAAAAGAAAACUUUACUAGAUUAAUUCAUAUAUUUAAUGGUAAUUUAUGCACUCAUUAUAAAAAAGAACAAUUUAAAGUAUGA